GAGAGAGAGAGAGAGAGAGAGAGAGAGAGAGAGAGAGAGAGAGAGGAAGGAGAACGAGCUAGGUGUCUCGUGCGGUUUUAACUGACACAAGGCGCGCGGAGGACUUUGCAAUUAAAACCGUGCUUGUUUGUGUAUAUAUUUUUGUCAAAUUUACACAGAAGAAUAAGAAAAAAAUAGAAAAAAAUAAGUGCCUGGAGAGAGAGAGAAGGGGGGGAGGAAUAACCAAAACGCAACACGUAUCCGGUGGGAUCACUCCUGAGAGAGAGAAGCGGCAGGAGUUGGAGCGAGGGGUACAAGGAAAACGAGAGGGAGACAGAAGAAGAAGAGGGGGAAGAAUUGACAUUUCGCCCGUAACAACGCAUUUCUAAUUAAUAAAGAGGAAUAAUGAGGAACAUUUGGAUAAUUUUGACUCUCGGUCUGACCGUCGUCCUCUCCGGGGAAAGGAUAGCAGAAGCAGCCAAGACAUCCUCUCAGGCUGAUGACUUGUACCUGGAUGACACAGGCUCGGGAGGUUAUUACCCUGAAGAUGAUGAUGACUUUAACUCAGGGUCUGGCUCAGGUGGGGGUGAAGAAGUGGUGGAGGAAACAGUGACUGUCAGUACGGUUUAUUUCGAGCCCAAUGCAGCGCAACCCACCCAGGACUCCACCAAAGAUUUCACCCCCAGGGUGGACACAGCCACGGUCAGAGAAAAGGCAGACAGCACGCCAAGGAAACCAUUCAGAACAGAGGCACCAGUGCCAGUUACAGAGGACAUGCAGAGGAACCAGAUGACUAGUACAACUAGUACCCCCGGUUCACCCCAGGAGGCCGUUGAGGUCCGCACUGAAAACCUCUUCCAGAGGACAGAGGUGUUGGCAGCUGUUAUCGCAGGUGGCGUGAUCGGCUUCCUGUUCGCUAUCUUCCUCAUCCUCCUGCUGGUCUACCGCAUGAGGAAGAAGGAUGAGGGCAGCUACGACUUGGGAGAGAGGAAACCCUCCGGCGCAGCCUAUCAGAAGGCCCCAACCAAGGAGUUUUAUGCAUAAAGUCCUGCCCUCCCACCACCAGAUUGACAAAUCUUGAGUGACUGUUAAAAAAAAAAAAACACAGUCCACAACAACAGCAAAUCUGUUCAAACACAAGAAACAAGUACAAAAUGUUUUCAAGUCGAUUAAGGAAAAAUAGCAUAAAGGAAAGCUUUUGCAUAGAGUAUUGUAAUUAAGACCUUUUCUUUCUUCUUUUUGUUUUUUAAAUGAAAACCAAGCAUUUCUCAUUUUAUGGCAAAUCUCAGUGUAUUUAAACAUUUUGUGUAUUAUUUGAAAAGGCUGAAAAAAUAAAAACAGGAUCUGUAAAGGAUUCUGUCAAAGGAGCUGUUUUUAGUCGCUGACUACUUUUAACUGUAGCAGUAUGUUAUUUGUAAAGAAAAAAAAUUUAAAGUGGAAAUAAUUGAAUAUAAUUAUUCUGUAUCAAUCCUCGUUCAUUUUUUUUUCUUUUUAUUUUGUCCUAGCAUGUCUGAUGUUGAUCUCUAAAGGUGUAUUACAUUAAUUUAUCUUUUCUCUGAUGUUAAAAAAAAAUGCCUUUGUAGUUUUGAUGAAGCUCUUUGGUCUUCAUAUUAACGCUGUUAACGGUCAAUGUAAAUGUUCUCCCUUCAGGUUACAAUGUUUAUUAUUUGCUCUCACAUCCAUUUUUUUUUUUUUUUUUUUUUUUUUUUGGUCAAACGUGAGCGUUUCAUUAUGUCUUGUUGAUUUGUUUGUCUCUUCUCAGUGUAGCCUUUUUUCUUUUUUUUCUUGUCGACAGCGUUUUUCACACCAGGAAUUGGUCUUUAAAAAGAUUAAAAUAAGUGUGUCAGGGCUAGAAAAACAUCACAAAUCUCGCUUCUGUUGUGCGUCUUGCUGAACUUCUUUUCUAUUUAAAUGCAUUCUCUCUUACAUUGCACAUUCACUGCUUUUGCUUCCCACUGCUAUCGUGCAGCUUUGCGUGUGUGUAGUGUUUUGGGGUGAAGUUUUCUUCUCUGUGGCUUGUGGUGUUUUUGGCCCAAAGCCACCUACCUCCCCAGUGUGUCCCUUGAGUUUACUGACUGCACCCAAGGUCUGCUAACAUCUCUCCCCCCGCCCUCUCUCUUUCUCUCUGUUUACCCUAACCUCCCUCACUCCCACCUUCUAUUAAAUCAGAUUGGAGCAAGGCCAGUUGGGCUGUCAAUACCCCCAACCACCACCACCCUCUCUUUUUCUCACUCAGCUGUAUGGAGCCACCCGGGUAGCCUGGUGUUAUUGUCCGUGUCCCAGUGUUGAUGCUUUAGGCCCAAAGAUCUGCUCAGUGAAGGCCUGCUACUGCUUGGACACAAACAAACCAGGCCGGGGCUGAAUCCCCACAUGCAGAGCACAUACCUCUGCAGCAAACAACACAAGAGCACCCCCCCUUCUAGAAACCUAGUUUCUCUGAGGGAUUGAUAGAUAAGGCUGCACAGAAAAUGUAGGACUCAAGUGUUAAAGUUUGAAUAGUUUUUGAGACUCACAUUGAGGGCUGUUCAUGGUUUUAAAUGGUCAGUGGAGGCAUUUCAAAAUAGUUGAAAGAUGAGGUUGUUUGCCACAUCCACAACAUACACAAGGUGUUUGUUUGGAUGCCAUUCUGCAUCCCCAAAUGAGUUCAACUGAAUAAAAGGCCACAAAAUAGCUGCAAAGAUUGAAAACAAAGAUUACAGUCAAAUGACAAGUUAAGUCUUCUUCUUCUUUUUUUUUUUUUAAACGUCUACAUUAACUUGCUCUGAAGAGACACACAUGUUUUGUCCGGCAGGUUUGUGAAGUUGCCUUUUUCAGCUGUACAGUAAUGUGAAGUAGGCGCAGUAGAUGCUGUCACAUCGUCUAAACUCCUAACACCACCCACAUGCAGCUGUUCAUCCCUCUACCUCUCCAUCCCUUCUUCUGUCAGUCUCUCUGCGCUCCUUUACUCAUCCACCCCUCCCUCCCCCACCCCCAUCUCUGUUGUCCUCUCUUGUCAUAGGACCUAAGGUACUGAACUAUACUGAAAAACCCAAAGACUCACAGUAUUUCUACUCCCACCAUCUCCUCAUACCCACUCCCCUCCACCAUGGCCACAUCAUGUUGUUUCCUCAUUCUCUUUUUCUUCACUCUUUUAGUUUUUUUUAUUUUCUCUCUAUUAGAGACCUGACCUUUGAGUCCAAUUGCUUAUUAGUAUAUGAAAAGAUAUAUAAAUAUAUAUAAAUGUAUAUUCACAAAUGUUUUAAACCUUCAAAGUGCCUACCAUUUGGAAAUGUACUUGCUCGAGGUGAGCAUGUGGCGGGUGUGUACACAAAAGAGGGGUGUAAACGACUUGACUGGCAUUCUGUGAGCAUGGAUGACUGUAAUGGUAACUUUUUUUUAGUCUUACAAAAGCUGACAGUAUUGUACCUAUAAGUUGAAACAACACUACUGAAUAAACAUUGUGGCCUAAUAUCCAA
Seriola dumerili (greater amberjack) is the source of this 3434-nucleotide messenger RNA. RefSeq names its product syndecan-2-B-like (gene sdc2). Lineage: Eukaryota; Metazoa; Chordata; Actinopteri; Carangiformes; Carangidae. Gene Ontology annotation, cellular component: membrane; cell surface. Gene Ontology annotation, biological process: cell migration. The transcript is spliced from 5 exons. The record is from RefSeq and is a predicted model, not a curated record. The coding region runs from base 385 to 1023 and encodes 212 amino acids.